AUGGCCCUCUCGCCCUGGGCCAUCUGCUGCCUCCUGGGGGGCCUCCUGCUCAGCAGGGGCAACCCCAGUCCUGGCCCCAGCGUGCCCCGCCUGCGGCUCUCCUACAGAGACCUCCUGUCUGCCAACCGCUCUGCCAUUUUUCUGGGUCCCCGGGGCUCCCUGGACCUUCAGGCCAUGUACCUGGAUGAGUACAGGGAUCGCCUCUUCCUGGGGGGUCGCGAUGUCAUCUACUCUCUGCGGCUGGACCAGGCAUGGUCGGAUCCCCGGGAGGUCCUGUGGCCACCGCAGCCAGGACAAAGGGAGGAGUGUGUUCGAAAAGGAAGAGAUCCUUUGAUGGAGUGCGCCAACUUUGUGCGGGUGCUGCAACCCCACAACCGGACCCACCUGCUGGCGUGUGGCACUGGGGCCUUCCAGCCCGUCUGCGCCCUCAUCAUGGUCGGGCGCCGUGGGGAGCAUGUGCUCUACCUGGAGCCUGGCAGUGUGGAAAGUGGGCGGGGAAGAUGCCCGCAUGAGCCCAGCCGUCCCUUCGCCAGCACCUUCGUAGGCGGGGAGCUGUACACGGGUCUCACUGCUGACUUCCUGGGGCGUGAGGCCAUCAUCUUCCGGAGUGGGGGUCCUCGGCCAGCCUUGCGUUCUGACUCUGACCAGAACCUCCUGCACGACCCCCGGUUUGUGAUGGCUGCCCGGAUCGCUGACAACUCUGACCAGAAUGAUGACAAGGUGUACUUCUUCUUCUCGGAGACUGUCCCCUCACCAGAUGGUGGCCCAGGCUAUGUCACCGUCAGCCGUGUGGGUCGUGUCUGCGUGAAUGACGCUGGUGGCCAGCGUGUGCUGGUGAACAAAUGGAGCACCUUUCUCAAGGCCAGGCUGGUCUGCUCAGUGCCUGGUCCCGGUGGUGCUGAGACCCACUUUGACCAGCUGGAGGACGUGUUCCUGCUGUGGACCAAGGCAGGGAAGAGCCUCGAGGUGUAUGCGCUUUUCAGCACAGUCAGUGCUGUGUUCCAGGGCUUUGCAGUCUGCUUGUAUCACAUGGCGGACAUCUGGGAGGUCUUCAAGGGGCCUUUUGCUCACCAAGAUGGUCCCCAGCACCAGUGGGGGCCUUAUGGGGGCAAAGUGCCCUUCCCCCGCCCUGGCAUGUGCCCCAGCAAGAUGACUGCGCAGCCUGGGCGACCCUUCGGCAGUACCAAGGACUAUCCGGAUGAGGUGCUGCAGUUUGCCCGAGCCCACCCUCUAAUGUUCCGGCCUGUGCGGCCUCGGCGGGGCCGCCCUGUCCUUGUCAAAACCCACCUGGCCCAGCAGCUGCGGCAGAUCGUAGUGGACCGUGUGGAGGCAGAGGACGGGACCUAUGAUGUCAUCUUUCUGGGGACUGACUCAGGUUCAGUGCUCAAGGUCAUGGCCCUCCAGUCUGGGGGCUCAGCUGAGCCUGAGGAGGUGGUUCUGGAGGAGCUCCAGGUGUUUAAGGUGCCAACAGCCAUCACUGAGUUGGAAAUUUCGGUCAAAAGGCAAAUGCUGUAUGUGGGCUCAAGGCUAGGUGUGGCUCGGCUGAAGCUGCAUCAGUGUGAGACUUAUGGCAGUGCCUGUGCAGAGUGCUGCCUGGCCCGGGACCCAUACUGUGCCUGGGAUGGGGCCUCUUGUACCCACUAUCGACCUGGCACCAGCAAGCGCCGGUUCCGUCGGCAGGACAUCCGGCAUGGCAACCCUGCCCUGCAGUGUCUGGGCCAGAGCCAGCAUGAGGAGACUGCAGGACCCCUGGCGACCACCACAGUCUAUGGCACAGAGCACAACAGCACCUUCCUGGAGUGCCUGCCCAAGUCUCCCCAGGCAGCUGUGCGCUGGUUCUUGCAGAGGCCUGGGGACGAGGGACCUGACCAGGUGAAGACUGACGAGAGAGUCUUACAAACAGAGCAAGGGCUGCUGUUCCGCAGGCUCAGCCGCCUCGAUGCCGGCACUUAUAUCUGCACUACGCUGGAGCACAGCUUCUCCCAGACGGUGGCCCGCCUGGCUCUGGAGGUGAUCGUUGCCUCACAGCUCAACAGCCUGUUCCCUCAGGAGUCCAGGCAAGAGGAGACCCAUGCCCAGGGAGGCCUGGCCUUCACUUCGCCCAAGGCCUGGUACAAAGACAUCCUGCAGCUCAUCGGCUUCGCCAACUUGCCCCGAGUAGAUGAGUACUGUGAGCGCAUGUGGUGCUCGUCCAGGAGCCGGGGCAAACAGGCCAAAGGCAAGAGCUGGGCAGGGCUGGAGCUGGGCAAGAAAGUGAAGAGCCGGGUGCAGGUCGAGCGCAAUCGGACGCCCCGGGAGGUGGAGGCCACAUAGAAGAGGGUAGACGGAAGAGGGGGUGGUUGGGAUGGGCCUAGUGGCCCAACAUCCACCCCCAGUGUCUUCCAACCCCCAGUGUCUUCCAAACCCCCCAGCUAGGGGGCCAGCAGGCCUGAUCAUCAAUUAGAAAUGGGAGUCUUUGCCCUCUAAACCCCUACCAGACUGCCACAGGAAAGGCUGGGGCCUGAUGGAGGGACCCUGUGCCUGUGCCCUGCCCCUCUCUGCUCUCAGUUCCAGUUGAAGCCAGCACCCUCCUGCUGCUGGCAACCCCACUGGGCCCAUUUGUUCUCAGAGGUGGACCCCAGAUUGCAUUUCCGGUUGUGCCUAAGGCACGAGGGCUGGGUGGUGCUUUCCCAGCUGUAGAACAAUGGCCAUUCUGAGUGACCCUUAGCGUGGGUAUGUGGGUGCAUCCGAAGAGGUGUCUGGGCAGGGGGUGGGCCCUCAGGCAGCCACAGGAGGGUGGACUUUGCCUCUAAGUUAGCACCCGUCAAGAAGACCUACACCGACUGAGCUGGGGAGGAGAAGUAGAGGUGCUGAGAAGGUGGAGCACUUUGUGUCCCGAUAGCUUGGUGGGCCCCUGCCACUGCCUACCACCUCUUCUCCAUCUCAUAACCACAGAAGCAUAGACUAUUAGAGCUCCCUGCAACCUAGGGGUGGACUUGUCCUCAGGCCUUACUUCAUAAACCAAGGGGGCCUCACAGCCUGACUCUCCUUACUCAGGUCCCUGAGCUGCCAGGCCAGCUUUCCUACGAUGCCCAGCCCUCCUGAUAGGAUGCCUCCUCCCCACUAUCAGGGUCUUCAUGCUGAUGAGUAGGGCAAGGGUGGGUUCCAGAAGAUCAUCCCUGCCUCUGUGGACUAGAGAUGGG
Pteropus alecto (black flying fox) is the source of this 3182-nucleotide messenger RNA. RefSeq names its product semaphorin 3G (gene SEMA3G). The coding region runs from base 1 to 2313 and encodes 770 amino acids. NCBI's taxonomy places the organism in Eukaryota, Metazoa, Chordata, Mammalia, Chiroptera, Pteropodidae. The record is from RefSeq and is a predicted model, not a curated record. Gene Ontology annotation, biological process: neural crest cell migration; positive regulation of cell migration; negative chemotaxis. The transcript has 16 exons. Gene Ontology annotation, molecular function: chemorepellent activity; semaphorin receptor binding.